Messenger RNA from Phialemonium atrogriseum, 1903 nucleotides. RefSeq names its product RPAP1-like protein. The record is from RefSeq and is a predicted model, not a curated record. Gene Ontology annotation, biological process: transcription by RNA polymerase II. Lineage: Eukaryota; Fungi; Ascomycota; Sordariomycetes; Cephalothecales; Cephalothecaceae. Bases 143 to 1495 code for a protein of 450 amino acids. The transcript has a single exon.
GGGGUUGAGACUGGGGUUUUGCAGGCUGGCAGGAUCCUCCACCAAAAAUAAAGUGCUGAAAACGACUGUCCCUGCGCUCCGAGGCUCACACAACUUCAACUCCGACCCGACGUCUUUACGCACCCUUUAUUCCGAGCGGAAGAUGGAUCCCACUCAACUCGUCCUCGAUGUCAAAGAAAAGGCUGUCGACAACGUCAAGCCGCCAACAUUCCCUGCUCCCAGCUCUGGCACGACGGGCUUCCCGGCCCACAAGAAACGGGCGAGAGUAUCUGCCUUCAAACAACAGAGGCAACAGAAGCAGUCUACAGCCGAGGCAACACCCACAUACUCAAGCCAUGACAGGCAACCAUUAGGAUCCUCAUCGUCAGCCGCACCAAGCGAAGAAAAUGCAAGACCGACCGACCAGUCGCAGUCAGGCCUCGCCGCAGAAGAUAAGAGGAGAAUAGACCGAGAAAACCAGACACGGCUAGAGACAAUGUCUCAAGCUGAGAUUGAAGAAGCCCAGAAGGAGCUGUUGAAGGAGCUAGAUCCGUCGAUACUGCAAAUGCUCUUAAAGCGCGCCAACAUAAGCGAGCCAAGAGAUUCGUCUCCGUUCGACAAUCCUCGUGCCCCAAACACACCUCAGCCCCCCACGGUCACGGUAGAAGACACCUCAGCGGCAAAACAGGCACGACUUGAUAAUACUGAGAACGGGCAGAUUCCAUCUAUAGAAUCACAAAAGAUAGAAGCACCCGGUAAACUCACCAAGAAGGUCACCUUUGACGAAGAUGCCGCGCCUCCAGCACCACCAGGCGAUCUCUUCCCGCUGUCGACACAACCGUCUCAAGCGGCCAAUAAGCCAGCAGACGUGCCAUCGGCGAGGACAACGCACUUCCCCUCAGCGCCCCCCGUUCCGGACCUCAACCCGUCCGACCCAGACUUCCUCGCGAACCUACACUCCAAAUUCUUCCCCAACCUCCCAGCCGACCCCUCCAAGCUAGCGUGGAUGGCCCCGAUCCCGACCACCGACUCCCCGGCCGACCGCGACUCCCCCUACCACCCUUCACAGUCCUCCCUCCCCGUCUCGGCCCUCCGCUUCGACUUCCGCGGCUCCCUCCUCCCGCCCCGCCUCAGUCGCUCCAUUCCGGCCUCCAUGGGCCUGCACCACCACGGCGAGGCCCCCGAGGCGGCCGGCUACACCGUCCCCGAGCUCGCCCGCCUCGCCCGCAGCGCCGUCCCCGCCCAGCGCUGCGUCGCCUUCCAGACCCUCGGCCGCAUCCUCUUCCGCCUUGGCGACGGCGAGUGGGGCGCCGGCGAGGGCGGCCGCGUCGGCGACGAGGACGACCUCGCCUUCGCCAUCUGGAGGCUCUUCCGCCAGGGCCGCGUGCUCGAGACCCUUGAGGAGGCCGCCGCCGUCGAGGAGGGCGCCGGGCACAGGGGCGCCAGGGUGUAUGCCAUCGAGGCGCUGUGGCUGUUCGAGAAGGGCGGCUGGAAGGAGAAGUGGAGGGGUUUGUGAGGAGGCUAUGGGCGAUGGCGAGGAGAACGCCGGGUACAUUAGAUACUGUUUCUCGCCGGGAAUGCUGUGGAUGCUGGGAAUGUGGUUGUAUUCUAGAUCGCACUUCUCGAGGUAACCCAGGUUCAGCGACGAGCAUCGGUGCGUAUGUGCUUCGAUGGUAAGUUGAGGCGGCUGGCCAUGGCCCAAGCGGAUGGAAAAUCGCUAUGUCAGACAUAUCCCAUGGCUGCAGCGCGACAUCCGGGGUCGACCUUCACUGGUGCGGUAGAACAAAUCUAGAAACGGAGAAAGUAAAGUCGAUAAUAUCACGAGGCAUAUAUGUUCCGAUUCAUUCAUUACUACAAGUUGGUUACCUCCUGAACCUUGCCUGGCUAGGAAAUCACAGUCAUGAUAGGGAAUCCCCGAAGCCAA